Messenger RNA from Eleginops maclovinus (Patagonian blennie), 1915 nucleotides. It is a transcript of the gene rab28, whose product is annotated as RAB28, member RAS oncogene family. The transcript has 8 exons. Gene Ontology annotation, molecular function: GTP binding; GTPase activity. The record is from RefSeq and is a predicted model, not a curated record. Lineage: Eukaryota; Metazoa; Chordata; Actinopteri; Perciformes; Eleginopidae. Gene Ontology annotation, biological process: regulation of exocytosis. Bases 403 to 1071 code for a protein of 222 amino acids.
CGUCACACAGGACGCAACCACAACGCUGGUGAAUUUGGGUUUCCGGUUCUGAUCGUUUCCAGUCGAAGCAAAAUACUUCACGGCAAUACUGGAAAUAUUGACAAACUGAGUGCCCUCCGGUUUGUUUUUCGGUUGCUGUUACCCUCCGUUUUAACAGAACAUUAGUUCAGGCAGUACAGUGUGUGUGUGUGAGUGGUUCAUGCAGAGUGGAGCAGCAGUGUUUGUGUUAGUAGAGUCAAAAUGGCGUCUGCUGCUUGCCCACUCAACAAUCGUUUAAUCCAUCUGUGAUUACACUAGUCUCGUAACUAGAUUCAGACGGCCUACGACGGUGCUUUAUUUCUCUAGCGUGUUUUUGUUUGUUUUGUUUUGCACGCUGAUAAAGUCGGAGCACAUUUCAUCGUCAUGUCGGACUCGGAGGAGGAAAGCCAGGACAAGCAGCUUAAAAUUGUAGUUGUUGGGGACGGUGCUUGUGGGAAGACAUCUCUCGCCACAAGGUUUGCACAGGAGGCUUUUGGGAAGCAGUACAAACAAACCAUCGGCCUGGAUUUCUUUCUGAAAAGAAUAAGCCUUCCAGGAAACUUAAACGUGACCCUGCAGGUGUGGGACAUUGGAGGCCAAACGAUAGGAGGAAAAAUGCUGGAUAAAUAUGUAUACGGAGCUCAUGGGGUUCUCCUGGUUUACGAUAUCACCAACUACCAGAGCUUUGAGAACCUGGAGGAUUGGUUCAGCCUGGUGAAGAAGGCCAACGAGGAAAAUGACAUCCAGCCGGUUGUCUUUCUGAUCGGGAACAAAGUCGACCUGGAGCACAUGAGGACAGUGAAGGCUGACAAACACCAGCGCUUCUGCCAAGAGAACAGCGCCAUCAGUCAGUUUGUAUCCGCCAAGACGGGAGACUCAGUGUACCUUUGUUUCCAGAGAGUGGCUGCUGAGAUUCUUGGUGUCAAGCUAAACAAAGCCGAAAUUGAGCAGUCCCAGAUGAUUGUGAAGGCUGAGCUGGUGGCGUACCCACAGGAUGAAGGCCCAAUUACACAAGAGAACAACCAGCAAAGCAAAAUCUGUUCUGUUCAAUAGUUGGAACGCGUGGUGAAGGCGGACAUCGUGAACUACAGUCAGGACACCGUGGCCAGGACAGUCAACCCCCCCCGCAGCUCCAUGUGUGUGUUGCAGUGACGCCUCCAGCAGUCACAGACACAUAUACACACACAAAGUCACACUUAAAAAUUGCCUUCAGUCAGUAUUCCUCUGAAAUGUGUUCAGAGUGUGUUCUCUGUUUUCCUGUGUGUCAGUUGUACGGGUUCGAAAAAGAACAGACUGUGUGGUUUUCAAGACCUUGGCCUCUAGUUCGGAUAUUUAGCAGGAACGAUUUCUUGGGUGGUUUACCAAAAAGGAAACGGGACCAUUUUUUUCAAGUUUACGCGCAGCUAUGAUUUAAUUUCUAUGAUUCACCUUAAGUAAAUAUAAAAAUAAGGCUUGAUUAUGUGUUAGUAUGAAGCCUGUAGUACCCAAGUGUCAAGUUGAGCUGAAACGUACCACAUGUUAUUAGAAGUCUCUACAUAGCCUUAUUCAACUGUCCGUUAUAGAACAGAAGUUUGCAUUGAGAAUGGUUAUGACGCAUGAAAUGCUUCAUAGGAUCUCCAUUCUGACCACAUUUUAAUAGCCUGUUUGGCAGUAUGUGUAUUUUUAGAGACAGUUGGGAAAUUGCGUUCAACAAGUGAAAGUAGUUUCUACAUGCUAGUACAUGUUGGCAUGAUUUAAUGUGUUGUCCACCUACAGAACAUAUCCGCCAUACGUGUAAAAUAUGUAUUUGUACAAUUAAAGCUUCAUUUCAAAGCUGCUUUAAUUGAUUAGAAGUGAUCAUCCUGUAAAUUGUAAUCAAGUAAACAAAAUGUAAGCUUUAAAAAAACAAAACAAGAAU